Messenger RNA from Bipolaris zeicola 26-R-13, 963 nucleotides. RefSeq lists its product as uncharacterized. Gene Ontology annotation, molecular function: phosphatidate phosphatase activity. Lineage: Eukaryota; Fungi; Ascomycota; Dothideomycetes; Pleosporales; Pleosporaceae. Bases 1 to 963 code for a protein of 320 amino acids. Gene Ontology annotation, biological process: phospholipid metabolic process. The record is from RefSeq and is a predicted model, not a curated record. The transcript has 3 exons.
AUGCUUACCCCCGGAAAACACCACUGGCUAAGGCCAGGCUACUACAACGCCCCUUCGUUCCGCCAAAUCUGCCGUGACAGCUGGCUGAAUAUACUCACAGAAACCCUUUGCGUUAUCUUAGCACUUCUUCUCUGGAGAUUGUGCCCACCCGUAAUCCCUCACCACUUCCCUUACUUCGAGGGCAUAGAGACCCAUCCUAUUGGCUUGAAAUACUCACAGCCACUGCAAGAAGAGUACAUCAACACCAUGAUGAUGUCAGCCAUCUCGUUUCUCGUCCCUAGCAGCAUCAUGCUAGUCAUGAAUCUAUGGGUACUUAGAGACUACUACAAUUGGGAUGCAUCGUUCACAGGCCUCAGCUACGCCCUCUCAACAUCAACCCUAUUCUCCUGCAUCAUCAAAGUCUUCAUCGGCGGGCUCCGACCAAAUUUCUACGGGAUAUGCAGACCAGCGACCUACCUUCCUGAAUCCACUACCGCGUCAGCUCCCCCCGUGCGGUCUCUCGUCCAAUACUACACAGUCGACCAACUCUGCACCAACCCCGACAAAUUCACCCUCAACGAAGCGCAAAAAAGCUUUCCAGCCAGCCACGCCUCCUCCGCAUUCGCCGGCUUCAUGUUCCUCGCGCUUUGGCUCAGUGCACACUACAAGACGCUCGGGCGCGCCCUCCAAGGUCCCGGAUGCAAUUUUAAACCCCUCUCAGAUCAAUACUUUGAUGCGGUUCCGCACUGGAAACUCAUUGUCUUUUCGACUCCGCUGUGGGUCGCUGUUGCGCUUUCGUUGUUUAAACUGAGAGAUGGAUGGCAUCAUCCUGUUGAUGUGGCGUGCGGAGCGUGUAUUGGCGCGUUCUUUGCCGUGGUGGCGUAUAAGAUGGUUUUUUGGAGUGUGUGGGAUGCGAGGGAUAAUCAUAUACCGAGGAGGCAUGCGGAUGGUUUUGAGGAGGGGGUAGAACGUUAUAGGGAUUGA